This is a messenger RNA of Lucilia sericata (common green bottle fly), 1914 nucleotides long. Its product is annotated as dynein intermediate chain 4, axonemal. The transcript has 4 exons. The record is from RefSeq and is a predicted model, not a curated record. Lineage: Eukaryota; Metazoa; Arthropoda; Insecta; Diptera; Calliphoridae. Gene Ontology annotation, cellular component: axonemal dynein complex. Gene Ontology annotation, molecular function: dynein light chain binding; dynein heavy chain binding. Gene Ontology annotation, biological process: cilium movement. The coding region runs from base 1 to 1914 and encodes 637 amino acids.
AUGCAACAAAGUCAAGAAUCGUAUAAUUCAGAAGAUUUAGAAGAUUUAAUGAUACAGCAAAGAAAAGGUUUGGGUUCUAUUAAAGCCUCAUUAGAUGAUAUAGAAAAUGGAAUUAAGUUAAGUAAACUUACGCUGGAUGUCAAACCCGAUACUAAAUCUCAUUUGAGGCAAGAAAAACGCAAAACAUUGAGACGUCCUAAUCCCUUUAUAAAAAUAAAAUUGCAAAAAACCCCCGAUAUAGUGUUGUUCGAGCAACGCAGCACUACUGUUUUAAAAGACACCGAAGAGGGCCGUUUGGUGGAGCAGGAUAAUAAACGUUAUGAGUAUUUAACAGAGGGACAGGGACGCAAACGUAUAUGUUUUCCGGUGGAGACACAAACUACCCAAGAACUUACUAAAACUCGUGGUGUUAAUACAGACUCCAUAGCCCGCAGUAAUGUUGGCUCGUAUGUUUCGAAUUUCGAAAUGUUUGAUACCUAUAAGGACCUAGAGAAAACAACCCAAAGUGUGGAUGUAGAUGGUACCCAAAAGAUCCAAGUUACUACAUAUAAAGUGGGAGGUGUUGAUCAAUUUGUGGCCAUAAAUCAAACGCCUAAAUUCAAGUUAGCCUUAAUGUUGACCAUGCGCAUAUUGGCGGGUAAUACAUUUGAGAAUGAACAAAGAAGAUUUCGUAAUAUGAUUAUGCCAGAUCCUUUAGCUUUGGAGGUUAAUUAUCGUUAUAAUCUACAGCUUUUAUGGUCAUUUACGGCUAGCUUUAGUACUAGCGAAAGUUGUUCGGUAGCGGAUAUGAGUUGGUGUCCCAAAAAUGGUGAUAUUCUAGCAGUAGGUUAUGGCACUUUUAGUACCUUUAGUGGUGUGCUACCCAAAACGGGUAGUGUUUUUAUAUGGAAUAUUAAAAAUCCUGUCAAUCCUGAAAGAAUGUAUAGUUUUCAGGCUCCCGUGGUCACAGUGGAAUUUUCACCCUACACACCACAACUUUUAGCCAUUGGUCUCUAUGAUGGCAGUGUGUUCGUCUAUGACAUAAGUAAUGUCGAACAACCUAAAAUUAGUGUCUCACCGCGUUUGGCUACUACCAGCUGUGAACCCAUUACUUCCAUAAAAUGGAUUGCUCAUAAUGUUAAUGAAACCAAACUCCAUGAUUUAGAACCGUUUUUGGCUUUAUCUCGAGAUGGUAUUAUUACCAGAUAUACCAUUGUUAAUAGCCCAAAUCUUUUGGGUUUCCAACAAAUGAAAUUGGAUCGUAUCGAGGGCAAAAUAGAAGGUUUAGAGAUAGAUAAGAAAUUAUCGCAGAUGGAAGCUAAUCGUCAUCCUCAGGGUAUUUAUAUAUGUUUGGAUGCUUUACAUGGCGAUAUUUAUUAUGUUUUGACCGACGAAGGCUGUUUACAUAAGUGUUCAACCAAUUAUCCCAAUCAACAUUUGGAAGUUUUGCAAUUGCAUGAGGCUGGUGUUAAUUAUAUGGAGUUUUCUCCUUGGUCUCCGAAAUUGUAUUUAACAUGUGGAAAUGAUUGGUGUAUACGCAUUUGGUUGCUAGGCAUUCAGAAACCUUUGAUUACCCUUAAAUAUCACAUGGGUCCCGUACAUGCUGCCAGUUGGAGUACCACACACUCCUCCAUAAUCGUGGCCCUGCAUCGUAAUUCCUUAGAUGUCUGGGAUUUAAAGAGAAGCAUACUUAAACCAGCUUCCAGCAGCAAAGUGACUAAAGAACCGUAUUACACCACUUUUAAACUCUCACUUUGUGGACGCUCUGUAGCAGUGGGCAAUAGCAAUGGCAUUGUGGAUAUGUUAGCAUUUGAAGAUAUGCCUUUCUCACCACAUUUUCAAUAUGAUCAUUUGGAAAAAACUAUACAUAAAAUAUUGGCUAAUGAAAGCGAACUACUAAGGGAUGUUAAAACUUUGGGAUAUUUUGGUUAUUAA